This is a messenger RNA of Knipowitschia caucasica, 1374 nucleotides long. The record is from the annotation of a GenBank genome assembly. Lineage: Eukaryota; Metazoa; Chordata; Actinopteri; Gobiiformes; Gobiidae.
AUGAUGAGUUGUAAACCGGCCGUCAUUCAUGAAGGUGCAUCGCCAGCACCACAAAACGCUGGUGAUGGGAAGCGUAUAAUGCUGGUCGGAGAGUUCUACUAUGGCAAAUUUGAAGGAGAUGGCUAUACACCGGAGAUUGAUAGAGCAACCACUUUUAAAUGCCAUAGCUGCUUGAAAGUGCUAAAGAAUAAUAUUCGGUUUAUGAACCAUAUGAAGCAUCACCUGGAGCUGGAAAAGCAGAAUAGCGAAAGCUUUGAAAGCCAUACAACCUGUCAGCAUUGCUACCGACAGUACUUGACUCCAUUCCAGCUACAGUGUCACAUAGAGGGGGCUCACAGCCAAAUUGACUCAACAACCAAUUGCAAGAUUUGUGAGCUGGCCUUUGAGUCAGAACAAGUUCUUCUGGACCACAUGAAAAAUAAUCACAAACCUGGAGAAAUGCCCUACGAAUGUCAGGUUUGCAAUUUCAGAUUACUUCCUUCUUCUCAGAUGUGGAAACGCAUUUUCGAGAAGCACAUGGAAAUACUAAAGACCUACUAUCACUACAUGAAACAUCAGAAAAAGGGAAUUUUUCGAUGUGGAAAAUGCAGACUCAAUUUUCUGUCAUUUAAAGAAAAAGUGGAUCAUCGUGUACAACUCCACAAGACAUUUAGAAAACCAGAAGCUCUGGAAGGGCUCCCCCCUGGAACAAAGGUAACCAUUCGGGCAUCAUUGUCUGGAAAACCCCAAAUGUCGACCUUACAUUCGAAAACUGGUCUCAUCGUCACUUCUGAGACUCUACAAACCGAGAAAUCUGCUCAGAAGUCACGGUUUAAAAACUCUGGCCCUGGUAAAUCGACCUUGUCUCAAAAGAAACAAAAACGAACCCCCAAACAUAACUUGGUCCUUAAAAAUUUCAGACCAACCGGAAAACUGAACAAAUGUAUUGAAUGCAAUGGUGCCGUUGUUGACUUCUUUUCUCAUUUCCCAAUGUUAUUAAAUUGUGGUGCUUGCAAUUACAAGACACAUUGUAAAAAAGCCAUAGGAAAUCAUAUGAUACGAUUUCAUAGUACAAUUAGCAAGAGUCGAUUUGCAAAAGAAAAUGGAAAAUGUUCUUCAUCGUUAAAAGUAACGCUGGUAUGUCUCAAAUGUGAUCUUAUGGACUCGUCAGGUGGAAACCGAAUGUGCAAACAUUUAUCUAAACGGCCAAAUCACGGCUGCAAAGUAAUUCAAGUCAAAGACAUCAACGGCAAAGAUCAAGUGGUUCCAGUUGCUGAGAACUUGAAAUCAAAAACUACAGAGAUUGUCGAGCAUCUGGAAGAGAUUCUUUCCACCACAAGUGUGCAAAAUCAACAUUAUCUGAAUGUGAACAAGAAAAUGGAUCCUCAGAAAUGA